This is a messenger RNA of Trachemys scripta elegans, 585 nucleotides long. RefSeq names its product gastrula zinc finger protein XlCGF49.1-like. The transcript has a single exon. The coding region runs from base 1 to 585 and encodes 194 amino acids. The record is from RefSeq and is a predicted model, not a curated record. NCBI's taxonomy places the organism in Eukaryota, Metazoa, Chordata, Testudines, Emydidae.
AUGCACCGAGUGUGGGAAAAGCUUCAGUCAGAGUUUACACCUUAUUAUACAUCGCAGAACCCACACAGGAGAAAGAACUCAAAAUGUCUUCAGUGUGGGAAAAGCUUUAUUGACAACCCAACCCUGAAAAUACAUCAGAGAAUCCUCACGGGAAAACCCUACAAGUGCCCCAACUGCAGGAAAAGCUUCACUGAGAGAUCACACCUUAUUGGUCAGAAAGUCCACACAGAAGCAAAAACCUUCAUAUGCUCUCAGUGUGGGGAAACACUCUGUAACUGGUCAACCUUUCUUAGACAUGAGAGAAUCCACACCGGAGAGAGAUCUAAACCUUAUAAUUGCCUUGAGUGUGGGGAGAACUUCCGUGAUAGGUCAAGUUUUAUUAGGCAUCAGAGAAUUCACACAGGAGAGAAAAGCUAUAAUUGCCUGGACUGCGGCAAAAGCUUCAGUCAGCUCUCAAACCUUACCAGGCACCAAAAAGUUCACACUCGGGAGAGACCCUAUAAGUGCCUCAAGUGUGGGAAAAGCUUCAGUCGGAGAUCAACCCGCAGUAGACAUCUGAGAACCCAUUGGGGAGAAAGUGAAUAA